CUGAGUGCCGUCCUGGCCGGCGUGAUGCGUGCCGAGGAGGAGGGGCGGAGGCCUGAGCCGAGCCCCUGAGCUUUAGCAGGCCCGGGCGGGAGGCAGGCUGAUGGGCUAGGGGAGAGGCGGCGCGCGAGACGGGGCGACGGUGGGGACCAGCCCGGGCGGGGACCGGGACUGGGAGGUCCCCGAACAGCCGGCUGGCCCGGCUGGAGGGACGAGGUCAAGGUUGCGGUUCCACCGGUGAGCUCCGAGCGGGCCACCCCACCCUGCGCGGAAGAGGAUAGGCGGAAGUGUCCGGAAGCGCGGAGCUAGCCGCAGGCGUUGGUCUCGGAAAACGGAAGAGUCGGAGGGGGGGAAAAGGAGGUUGGUGUAAGGAGCUGACAGGGCCGAGGGGUCCGAAGGAAGGUCGGCGGAAGUGAGACAGGAGUGAAGUGUGGCGGGGGAGCAGAAGGGCGUGGAAGCGGAUAAAGGAUCGAAGGGAAGCGGUGCAAGUGGCCGGGGCCCUGGGCCCGAAGAGUGCCGGAGGUGGCCGGAAGGCAGCGGAGCGGAGCUCAAGCUUGAGGGUGUUUGGAAAUUGGAAGAGUUGGUGGCAAAGGAAAGUCAGGGCCCGGAGUCGGCCUCGGAGAGUGGGCGACGUGUUCGGGAUGUGGGAUCGGAGGCUGGUCAGAUUGGCCCUGCUGCAGCAGCUUCGGGCUGUCUAUGGCAUUAAGGUCAAGGGUGGCCGCGGGCAUUGUGAUCGCAGGAGAAAUGAAACCGCAGCUACGGAAAUAAGGGGUAAGAUAUUUGGAGUUCCUUUAAAUUCAUUGCCUCAUUCAGUUGUUCCAGAAUAUGGACACAUUCCAAGCUUUCUUGUUGAUGCAUGCACGUCUUUAGAAGAGCAUAUUCAUACAGAAGGGCUUUUUAGGAAGUCAGGAUCUGUUAUUCGUCUAAAGGCACUAAAGAGUAAGCUGGACAAUGGCGAGGCCUGCCUGUCUUCUGCACUUCCGUGUGAUGUUGCAGGCGUGCUUAAGCAGUUCUUCCGGGAAUUGCCAGAACCUGUCCUCCCAGCUGAUCUGCAUGAAGCACUUUUCAAAGCGCAACAGUUAGAAGCAGAGGAGAAGAAUAAAGCUACAUUGUUGCUGUCAUGUCUUAUGGCAGAUCCUACAGUUGAUAUAUUAAGAUACUUCUUUAACUUUCUCAAAAAUGUUUCUCUUAGGGCGAGUGAGAAUAAAAUGGAUAGCAGCAAUCUUGCAGUUAUAUUUGCACCGAAUCUUCUUCAGACAAGUGAAGGCCAUGAGAAGAUGUCUGCCAACACCGAGAAAAAGCUACGAUUGCAGGCAGCAGUCGUGCACACUCUUAUUGACUGCGCGUCAGACAUUGGACGUGUGCCAGAUUUUAUCCUGGACAAGAUACCAGUCAUGUUAGGUAUUGAUGGACUCUGUACUACACCAUCCCUAGAAGGCUUUGAAGGAGAUCAUGAAACUCCUGGUGAAUGUAAGAGAAAAAGAAGACAAAGUGUUGGAGACUUUGUUAAUGGAGCCCUAAAUAAACUUAAAUCUAGCAGAACACCCUCUAUUACACCUCAACAAGAUAGAACCGCCCAGGCCUCUGUGUCACCAUUGAUUCUCACACCAAGUGUUAAGCGUAAACUACCAGGAGAAUCUUCUCAGGCCUUCUCAAGUAAGAAAAGGAAGUCCAUCAAAAACAACUUGAACUUUGAACUGCUGCCAAGUCAUCUCUUCAGCAGCAAUUCUACACCAGUAUCAGUUCACCUUGAUACAAGCCCAGAAGGGUCAUCUCAGAGUUCGCUCUCACCUAUCGCCUUGAGUGGAAACCACUUGAUCAAUACAGACCUGAGGCGAAGUAAAAGGAUUGCAAGCAAAAAAGUUUACAGGGUAGAAUCAGGAAGAGCAGGCUGCUUCUCUCCUAAAGUCAGUCGUAAAGAAAAGGUUCGGAGAUCACUUCGUCUGAAAUUUAGCCUGGGGAAAAACAGAGAUUCGAAUGGAUGUUCUGUCAUCAAUAGAUAUGAAAAUGUUGGUCGACGACUAGCGAAUCAACACAAUCUAAAAAAUAGGAUUGAAUCUGUAAAAACAGGCCUGCUUUUUAGCCCAGAUAUUGAUGAAAGAUUGCUAAAGAAAGGCACAGAAAAGAUCAGCAAAUCUGAGGAACACUUACUAACUCCAGAUCAGCUAGAUGGAGUGGAUUACCGGAUGUCUUGGACAGAACCCAGCAAUUCAAGUUUUCACGACAUGGGUGCAAAUGGAACUUCUCCAAUAAUAAUAAGUCCUGAGGUGAAAAAUUUCUCGUUGGAGCCCGAUAUUACUGUUGAAAAAUUACCACUUAUGUUAUGUGAGCUCAGGCCUUCCACCUUCCACAGUCAGCCUGAUAGCAGUCUGCUGGGUUGUUCUCUUAGCGGGGAUGAGGGUAACCUGACCUCCAAAACCUUGCAGAAGAUUCAGAAAGCGUUUUCCGAAUCUGGGAGUGAUCUUACUACAGUGAUAAAUAGUGGGCAGUCAUCAGGAACAAACAUGGGGGAAGAAAGUGAAUCCAGUGAAGUGACUGUGAGAAGAUCAAAGGGAAAUGAUGAGAGCUGCACGGGUGAAAACGAGGACUGUGUUUCAGAAAGUAAUUUCUCAUCAUUCCAAAGCCCAGAAUUUGAUAGAGAAGCCAGCGUGGGAAGUUAUUCAGCUCAACUGAAGGUGGAACGUGAAGACAUGCACUCAGAAGCACCAAAAGCUGACUUAAUCCAGCAAGAAUUUCCCGGUGAAGAGCAAACAGAGGAACCACAGUCCCCAAGGGGCCAGUUGAGCCCUCCGUCAUGGAGGGAUGAGAGCGUGGUGGAAGGGGACUCAGGGGCAUGUAAAGGUGCUGGGGAAGGUGAGGCUCAGUCUGUAGUGCAGAGUACAUGCAGUGUGAUAGUCCUUUCCAAACCUCGGCCCCAGAGACUUGCUAGGCAACGGUCACUGGUGGAAAAACGCGAGGAUGCAGUUCCUGGAGGUUCACAAGUGACAGAGCUUGGGAAGGUCUCUGAUCACAUACAGUGGUUUAAUAAACUUUCUCUAAAUGAACCAAACAGAGCAAAAGUGAAAUCACCUCUUAAAUUCCAGCGUACCCCUGUCCGUCAGUCUGUCAGAAGAAUUAAUUCUUUGUUGGAGCAUGGCAGGCAGCCUGUGAGGCAGAGAUUGGCAAUCCUUAGUGACGCAGCUUCUCCUCUGGUUAAAUCAGUGAGCUGUGACAGUGCUCUUCCCUCUUGUGUAGAAGGCACAUCAAAACAUCCCUCUAUUUCAUGUAGUAAGUCGGGUCCUGAACCACAGAAGGCUUCGUGUGAUAAGUACAGUGAUGCACUCUCAAAAUCAGGUGUUGAUGUAACUUCUAAAGUGUUCACAAAAAUGAAGAGACAUCCAGAUCUUAUGCAUGAUUCUCGUGGAACUACUAGACUUUGUAAACUGGAGAGCAAAUCUGACGGCCAAAUGAAGUUUCCCUUGGAUGAUCUCACUAAUCACGAUAGAUUAAAAGUUGUUGUAAACAACAACAAUGUCUGUGCCCCUGGGAUAAAAGACAGAGUUCUUAGGAAACCAUCAGAAAAAGAAAGGGCCUGGUACAAAGGUUCUCCCAAAAAUCCUAUUGGGAAGACUCAACUGCUACCAACGAGUAAGCCUGUAGACUUGUAACUGUCAAACGUGGUGCUUGUCAUCAGUGUAAAUAAAAUUAGCAACUGCUGGGGUGGUCAGCCACAUAGUGGUGUGUUAGUGUGGAGGUCAGGGUGCUUGUCAAAUAGUUUUCUUCUGAAGCAGUCUCACUCACUGCUGGAGCAAUUUGGAUUUUCAUGCUUGCACAUAAGGCUUCUUUGCUCUUCUUUAUUACUGAAGCGUUUAAACUUAACUUUAUUGUGAUUUCUUCAAGCAAAGGUUAUAAUUAACUUUUUAAAGAAAUUUGUUGCCUAGAUCUAUUUAUUUUAAAAAGGGACAUGAUUUUUAUUUUGCAUGAAUGAUAGGAAGAAUACAGGAAGUUGUGCUUGUCUCUUGUUAUUCCUCCAAGUCAGAAACAUGAUCCAUUACAGAAUUCUAAUACAUAAAAAGAUUGGGUAAGUCCUGCAGAUCUUGAAUUAUGUUCAUGUUUAUUGUCUUAUUAACUUGGAAGUUAAUUUGCCUCAGUGGUAUGCUAAUACUUCCUCCUGUUGGGACUGAAGAAUUUGUUAGUGUCUUCUAUGGUUUCACUUGAAUUUUGAGUUAAAGACAGUGCUUAAAGCAGAAUGAUGACUAAGGCACAUUCAUAUAUUAUGAUGUUGAAGUAAUUGAUUAAUUUUAAGCCCUACUUCAUUUUUAAAAGUAAUUACCUUUAAAAUAUAUUUUGAUCUAUUUUGUCCAAUAUGAUAAUGAAAUUUUUAAGGAGGAAUAAUUUAACUUGAAAAUUUUAAUCAAGGUUUUCUUUUUCUGUGAAGAUGGUUGAUUUUAGAAUUUGAGUUGUUAAUGUAUCUCUGUACAUUUUACUUAGGUAAAUAUCUGAUAGUCUUAUCCUGUGCUUAAAUGUUAUUUAUUUA
This is a messenger RNA of Psammomys obesus (fat sand rat), 4513 nucleotides long. RefSeq names its product Rho GTPase activating protein 11A (gene Arhgap11a). The coding region runs from base 639 to 3644 and encodes 1001 amino acids. The record is from RefSeq and is a predicted model, not a curated record. The transcript is spliced from 12 exons. Gene Ontology annotation, biological process: signal transduction. NCBI's taxonomy places the organism in Eukaryota, Metazoa, Chordata, Mammalia, Rodentia, Muridae.